UCCUCGUCUCCUCCUUCGAACCAACCGGGUAUUUUUCCCUUCUUCUUCUUGUUCUUCUUCUUCUUGUUCUUCUUGUUCCCCAGGCUGGUGUGGACUUUAUAGCCGCGGCAUAAACUGAUCAUGCGAUGACAGAGCGCGCUUUGGGCACAUCUACCGAGUCCAUUACAGGAGGCGAAUGAUGGCCGAGGAUGGGGGAAAUCUCUCCGGGAUCCCCGACGCCAGGGGCUCGGAGGGUCGCUCCUCUCUGCCGAGGACUUUCAUCCGGCUCAACGACCUGUCCGGCGUCGGGACGGGAUGCCGCGAAGCGGCGGCUGCGGCGGUGGAGCCCGCGUCCCCGGCACCCCCGGUGCCCCCGGCGCCCGACGCGAUCUCCACAGCCGGGGAUGAAGCGUCGGCGAGCGGCGACGAGAGCCUGCCCUACCCGGCCAUGGCCCCCGUGGUCUUCUUCUAUCUGAAACAAACCACCCGACCCCGCAGCUGGUGUCUCAAGAUGGUCUGCAACCCGUGGUUCGAGCGAGCGUCCAUGUUGGUGAUCCUGCUGAACUGCGUGACCCUGGGAAUGUUUCAUCCCUGUGAGGACAUCGUCUGCGACUCUGAGAGGUGCAAAAUCCUGCAGAAAUUCGAUGACUUCAUCUUUGCGUUCUUUGCCAUUGAGAUGGUCAUCAAGAUGGUGGCUCUGGGGAUUUUUGGCAAGAAGUGUUACCUCGGAGACACGUGGAACCGCUUGGACUUCUUCAUAGUGGUGGCUGGGAUGCUGGAGUACUCGCUCAACCUGCAGAACGUCAGUUUUUCAGCGGUGAGGACGGUUCGCGUGCUGAGACCCCUGAGAGCCAUCAACCGAGUGCCAAGUAUGCGUAUCCUGGUGACCCUGCUGCUGGACACCCUGCCCAUGCUGGGCAACGUGCUGCUGCUCUGCUUCUUCGUCUUCUUCAUCUUCGGCAUCGUGGGCGUCCAGCUGUGGGCCGGCCUGCUCAGAAACCGCUGCUUCCUCGGCAACUUCUCCUUCCCUCUCUCUGUGGGGCUGGAGAAGUACUACCACACCAAAAACGACGACGAGAACCCCUUCAUCUGCUCCGAGCCCGGAGACAACGGCAUGAGGGACUGCAGCUCGAUGCCCAAGGUGUACGAGGAGGGAGGCCUGCAGUGCACCCUGGGCUCGGAGUUUUACAACAGCACCGACAACACCACCUGCGUCAACUGGAACCAGUACUACAACAACUGCACUGCCGGUCUGGUCAACCCCUUCAAGGGAGCCAUCAACUUCGACAACAUCUGCUACGCGUGGAUUGCCAUCUUUCAGGUGAUCACUCUGGAGGGCUGGGUAGACAUCAUGUACUUUGUGAUGGAUGCUCACUCCUUCUACAACUUCAUCUACUUCAUCCUACUCAUCAUCAUUGGCUCAUUCUUCAUGAUCAACCUGUGCCUGGUGGUCAUCGCCACGCAGUUCUCGGAGACCAAGCAGAGGGAGAGUCAGCUGAUGAAGGAGCAACGGGUGCGCUUCCUGUCCAACGCCAGCACCCUGGCCUCCCUCUCCGAGCCGGGCUCCUGCUACGACGAACUGCUCAAGUACCUGGUUCACGUCGUCAACAAGGGGGCCAGACAAGCGGCCCGUAUCUGCAGGAUGUUGGCUCGCCGCGCCGGGCUCAAUAUCGCCGCCUCGCCCCUGGUCACGGAGCCCCAGCGGAGCCAGAGAAGGAGGAGGAAGUCCUCCAGACAGGGAUCUGUGUUGGUUCAUCAUAUGGCGCACCACCACCACCACCACCACCACUACCACCUGGGUAAUGGCAGCGUAAGGGGUGGAGGGGGCGUGCGGUGUCUGGAGGGUCGGGAUUUUGAGGCUGGUGCACAUAACAACAACGGAGGGGCCCUCGUGGCAACCACCAGCGCUGGUCAGCUUGCAUUAGCCGUGCCGCCUUCGAUGACGGCAGCCACCUCUGACUCAAACCUGGCCAUUUUGUCCAAACUUUCUGAGGGAGCUGCCAAUGCCUCAGUUCGCAGUGUGUUCCACACAGAAGCUCUCCGCUGCAGCCCCUCGCCCGCGAACCUGGGGCCGACACCAGGCCCCUCCUCCCUCGCCCCAUCUCCCAUGUCUCGGGCAAUGAAGAGGAACUCUGUACCUUUUGCGGCUCCAGGGCCCAAGAACUACCCCACUCUGCAGGCUCGAGCCCUGGCGGAGUCCAGACGAGGGAGUGCUGCUGCCAGCACUCUGACCAACAUCAGCUUCAACCUGAACAUCCCACCCAUGUCCCUGGAGAGACGGCCAUCGAGCCUGGUGGACACGCGCGCUCCUGCAGCCCAGCUCUCCUGCCAGCUGUCGGCUCGUGACCUCAGCACCACCAGCAGUGCCAUGGACACGGCCGCCAUGACAUUGGACCCCGAGAGUUGCCCCUACUGCGCCAAGGCCCUGGCCAACGAGUCAGAGGGCAACGAGACCCCCGGGGACUCCGACAGCGAUGGCAUAUACGAGUUCACCCAGGACCUCCACCACAAGGACAGGAGGGACAGCCGGCAGCCCAAGAAGCAGCGCUGCAGUCUGGGCAAAACGGUAGCGAAGGUGGUGCACUUCUGGAGGCUCGUGUGCGACACGUUCCGGAAGAUCGUGGACAGCAAGUACUUCGGACGAGGGAUUAUGAUCGCCAUUCUGAUCAAUACUCUGAGCAUGGGGAUCGAGUUCCAUGAGCAGCCCGAGGAGUUGACCAAUGCGUUGGAGAUCAGUAACAUUGUGUUCACCAGCCUGUUCGCUCUGGAGAUGCUGCUGAAGAUUUUGGUCUACGGGCCCUUCGGCUACAUCAAGAACCCCUACAAUAUCUUCGAUGGCUGCAUCGUGGUCAUCAGCGUGUGGGAGAUAGUGGGUCAGCAGGAUGGCGGUCUGUCGGUGCUGAGGACCUUCCGGCUAAUGCGGGUGCUGAAGCUGGUCCGUUUCAUGCCGGCCCUGCAGAGGCAGCUGGUGGUGCUUAUGAAGACCAUGGACAAUGUGGCCACCUUCUGCAUGCUGCUCAUGCUCUUCAUCUUCAUCUUCAGUAUCCUGGGGAUGCAUCUGUUUGGUUGCAAGUUUGGAUCCGAGGGGCAGAGUGGAGACACCCUGCCGGACAGAAAGAACUUUGACUCCCUCCUCUGGGCCAUAGUGACCGUCUUCCAGAUCCUGACCCAGGAGGACUGGAAUAAGGUGUUAUACAACGGCAUGGCCUCCACCACUCCUGUAGCCGCCCUCUACUUCAUCGCACUCAUGACCUUCGGCAACUACGUCCUCUUCAACUUGUUGGUGGCCAUCUUGGUCGAGGGUUUCCAGACCGAGGAAGUGUGCAAGCGGGACGACUUGCAUGUCCAGCCGAGCCUUAUUCAGCUGCCUGUAGACUCAGGGGGCGAUGCCUCUAAAUCAGGCUCGGAGAUCGAUUCCUGUACACGAAGCAUGGAGGACGUCAACGGCAGCAAGAAGGAUUUAUCGGCCUCUGCAGUAGUGCCUGUAAAUGGUCAUGUGGACCUGAAGACCAGUCUGACUCCACCUCUGAUUACCCACACGGCUGCCACCCCCAUGCCCGUACCCAAGUUGCCUGUUGGGGGGGACCCCAUCCUGGACUACGAGUCCCGUCGAGGCAGCAACGUCUCCAUGGACCCAGCCUGCUAUGACAAAUCACCGACCAGCGCCCAGAGCUCUUCCCCCAAUGCCCCGUGGAGCUCUGGCAGCGGCUGGACCAGCCGCCGGUCCAGCUGGAACAGCCUGGGUCGUGCCCCGUCACUCAAACGCCAGAAGCGGCAGUCUGGGGAGCGACGGUCUCUCCUCUCCGGUGAGGGUGGCUCCAGCUCGGACGAAGGUGGGGGAGAAGGAGGCGGUGGGUUGAUGGAGGAAGACGACGCCUCGCUGGUCAGGACGGACUCCAUGUCCCAGUCUCAGAGAGGGCCCCGACACCGGAGGAUGGAGUCGGUGGAGACCCGGAGCUCCAUGGAUUUGCCCCCUGAUGCUCUGCUGCAGGUGCCCUACCUGUACCGCUCAGCCAGUAUGCACAGCUCCAGACCCCCGUCACUGGGCCACUUACUACCUCCAGAGCACAGUGGCUGCAAUGGGAAGGGCUCUCCCUCAGCCCUGGGUCCCACUCACGUCUCUCUGGAGGACAACACGGAAGAGGAAAAUGCUGAGGAGGAGGCCAACCUGAGUCCUUUUGCCAGAGUGUUCCACUGGCUGGAGAAGAAACAGCCAGAGUGGUGUCGACAGAGGGACACCUGGUCACUGUACAUCUUCCCUCCAGAGUCGAGGCUUCGGAUCGUGUGCAAUAGGAUCAUCAACCACAAGAUGUUUGACCACAUUGUGUUGCUCAUCAUCUUCCUCAACUGCAUCACUAUCGCCAUGGAGAGGCCUCGCAUCACCAUUGUUGAGCGGAUCUUCCUAAAGUUGUCCAACUACAUCUUCACGGCGAUCUUUGUGGCUGAGAUGGCUGUAAAGAUCGUGGCUUUGGGCUGGUGUUUCGGGAACAAGUCCUACCUGAGGAGCAGCUGGAACAUUCUGGAUGGGAUGCUGGUGAUGAUCUCCGUUAUCGACAUCCUGGUGUCUCUCAUCUCCAAUUCUGGUACCAAGAUCCUGGGCAUGCUCAAAUUGCUGCGGCUGCUAAGGACCCUGAGGCCGCUACGUGUGAUCAGCAGGGCCCCGGGGCUGAAGCUGGUGGUGGAGACUCUGAUGUCGUCACUGAAGCCCAUCGGCAACAUCGUGGUCAUCUGCUGCGCCUUCUUCAUUAUCUUUGGCAUCCUGGGAGUACAGCUCUUCAAAGGGAAGUUCUUCGUUUGUGUCGGAGAUGACAUCAUGAACAUCACCAACAAGUCAGACUGUUUGCUGAACAAAAACAAAUGGGAAAGACACAAGUACAACUUUGACAACCUGGGACAGGCCUUGAUGUCUCUGUUUGUCCUGGCGUCCAAAGAUGGCUGGGUGGACAUUAUGUAUAACGGACUAGACGCUGUUGGAGUUGACCAACAGCCUGUAAUGAACCACAACCCGUGGAUGCUGCUCUACUUCAUCUCCUUCCUGCUGAUCGUGGCCUUCUUUGUGCUCAACAUGUUUGUGGGCGUCGUGGUGGAGAACUUCCACAAGUGCCGGCGCCACCAGGAGGCCGCCGAGGCCAAGCGCAGGGAGGAAAAGAGACUGAAACGCAUGGAGAAAAAGAGACGGAAUUUAUUGGUUCCGGGGGUGAGUUGGGCACUCUCUGAAGGCACAUUGAAAGAAGCUCAGAGUAAGCCCUACUACUCAGAUUACUCCCCCACUCGCCUGCUCAUCCACAAGAUGUGCACCAGCCAGUACCUGGACCUGUUCAUCACCAUCAUCAUAGGGCUCAACGUCAUCACCAUGUCAAUGGAGCACUACCAGCAGCCUAAGGAGUUGAAAAAGGCAUUGACGAUCUGCAACUACGUCUUCACCGUCAUCUUUGUCCUUGAGUCCAUCUUAAAGUUGGUGGCCUUCGGCUUCCGACGCUUCUUCAAGGACAAGUGGAACCAGCUGGAUCUGGCCAUCGUGCUGCUGUCCAUCAUGGGCAUCACUCUGGAGGAGAUCGAUGGCAACGCGCUGCCCAUCAACCCCACCAUCAUCCGCAUCAUGAGAGUGCUGAGGAUCGCACGAGUUUUGAAGCUCUUGAAGAUGGCGGUGGGGAUGAGAGCUUUGCUGGACACCGUUAUGCAAGCCCUGCCUCAGGUGGGGAACCUGGGUCUUCUCUUCAUGCUUCUCUUCUUUAUUUUUGCAGCGCUGGGGGUAGAGCUGUUCGGUGACUUGAUCUGUGAUGAACUGCAUCCAUGUGAAGGUCUGGGGCGCUAUGCGACAUUCAAAAACUUUGGGAUGGCAUUUCUGCUGCUCUUCAGAGUUUCCACUGGAGACAACUGGAACGGCAUAAUGAAGGACACAUUAAGAAACUGCGGCCAGAACAGCACCUGCUACAACACCGUGGUCUCUCCCCUCUACUUCGUCUCCUUCGUUUUGACUGCUCAGUUUGUCCUGGUCAACGUCGUCAUUGCCGUCCUGAUGAAGCACCUGGAGGAGAGCAACAAGGAAGCCAAGGAGGAGGCGGAGCUGGAGGCGGAGCUGGAGCUGGAGCGCCAGAUGCAAAGUGGAGACAUGGCAACGAGGUCGCCCCAGCUCACCCCUCUGGCGCCGGGCAUGGACAGGUCGAGCUCCGGGGGUUCCCCUUGGAGGUCCACUGGAGGAGGGGACGGGGACCAGGAAAGAGAGUGUCCUAUGGACUCGCCCACUGCUGAUAUAACCAGAGACUCUGUAAACAUCACAGCAGACCCCCCUUCAUGCCUGGAGCCCCCGCUGGAGUUUGUCCAGCGGAGAGCGCAGUUUGACUCGGUCUCCCUGGUCAUCCAGGGUUCAAUGGAGGGAGAGUUGAGCUUGAUGGACAACCUGUCUGGCUCCAUCUGCCACUACUACGCGCUGCCCCCCAAGCCCCGCAGGCACAGCAGCGACGAGAAGAUCCCUCUAGCGGAGAUGGAAGCUCUGUCUCUGGCCUCUGAGAAAUCCUGGUCCCUAGCUCUGACAGACGACUCGGCCCCUGACGAUUUUAACCCUCUCUUUCUAACCAGUCUGGAAUGCAAUCCGGAGCAGCUGGAUCCUGGGGAGCCACUGGGGGACAACCUGCUGAGUGUCAGGAAGCCUGUGGUGGGACGCACACACUCCCUGCCCAACGACAGCUACAUGUUCCUCCCCCUGCAGCCCGUUGGCAACGCGGCCCCGCCUCCGGCACACCUUCUAGCACAGACACAGGGGCCCCAGCACAUACUGGGCACCCACAGGGGCCAAUCAGGUUCCAGCAGCUCAGUGCGUUCCCAACCGGAGGAGCGUUCCCAGCAGCUGAGCAUCCCCGCGGACCUCUUCAGACCCAUCAGCCCCCACAGCCACUCCGACUCGGAGAGCAUACCACGACUUCCCCCUCCCAGACGCGCACACACACUCAGCCGAACUCUCCGCAGACAGGUUGCCGUGUCUACUGAUUCUCAGGAGGCCCUGUGCUCAGACGGAGGGGAGGUCAAUGAAGGACUUGUGAAUGUGGCCUCUCCGGGCCUCCCUCCAUCCCCCUCCACCUGUCCCUCCCCCUGCUCCCAUCAUUAUCAGCAGCCCGCUCUCUGCCUGGUCCCCGCCACACCCGGCGCCUCCCCUAAACCCUCACGCCCCAGCAGCGUGCACACCCAGCUUCAUGACCAGCACUGCCUCGCCUCCCACUCCCCUACUUCCCCCUCGCCUCCUCCGCUCUUACCAGCCAGGCAGCACCAAGAGGAGGAGGCCUCGGCGGAUCAGGAAGUGUCCCUCAUUACCAACGCGGUGUUGGCUGGCAGCGGUGGCGUCACAGCGGAGGCCAGCGGCGAUGACGGUGCCGAGGCUUACAGCAGCUACGCCGGCUGCCAGGAGAGCCGGAGUCCAAGCCUGAGGCAACUGAAGAGGUUCCACAGCGCCGAGACGCAGGGCCCCAGCGCCCCCCCGCCCCGCCCCCGCCCUCACUCCUGGUUGGACGACCCACGAUGUCACCCUGUGGAGGCGUGCGCCUCGGUGGAGUCCAGACCCGAGCGCAGCACCACGUCCACCUCCUCCGGCUUCGUUUCGCGGGCCAACAGCCUGCAGAUCCACAGCCGGACCCCCACUCAGACCUCGCUGCCCUCACCCCGACACAAGAAGAAGAUGAGUCCGCCCUGCAUCUCUGUGGACCCCCCUGAUGGACAGGAGGGCCUCUACCCGGGCCUGGGCGGACUCGUAGGCAUGGGGCUGGGGGGAUUAGGAAUGCCCCCUCCUCUGCCCAGCAGGGACACCUGCCUGAGGAGAAGAGCGCCCUCCAGUGACUCCAAGGACUCCUUUGACCUGGGAGUUGGAGAGGGUUCGGGACAGGACGGAAGCGCCCCAAACCCCAACACCAACCCCAAGCUACUGACUCUUCCCAGAGAAGACAAGCCCUGAGCACUGAACACUGAUACGGCGACACACACACACACACACACACACACACAUACACACGCACACAGCUGGACGAAUCCUUCACACCCACAAACACACGAUGCACACUGUGUAUCUGUGAUGGUGAUAGUUCUAGUAAUAAUGCUGUAGAGAGUAAUAAAGGUAAAACUACAACAAACAGUAAAAACAUCCUUGGUUUCAUGAGGAGUGCAGUACUGUAGUAGUGUGACCAUCCCUUGUCUUUGUAUUGUUACUGCCAAAAGAACCAGAGAAGAAGAGAACACAGGAAACAACAACACAAACAUGAUUGUUUCUCUUCUGCUGCGUCUGCAUGCCACUGGCUGCAGCUUGACCCCAUAACCUCUGGAGUGACAUCAGCCCCUGGGAUUUGGCGCCCUCUGUGGUUGCCAUCUGAAAUGCCUGGUGUUGCACAGGGUGGGCUUUGCCCGAUCAGUGGAGGUACAAAGCAAUAUGAACGUUUUAGAGACACUAUUUUCUUAAAUUAUUGGGCCAUAGUGUUUGUACAGGAUGUUGUUGGGUUUUUUUCAUUCGAUUGUUUUUUUCAUGUCUUUUUUUUGUGAUUUUCUUCGUUUGUUUUUUUUCAAAAUGGUUUGUCUUUGUCCUUUUUUUCAAUGUAGGAUAUUUCUAGCUUUCUUAGUUUACUGAGGAAAGUGAAUGUCUUUCAAAGUGCUGAAAACCUUGUAUUUGUAGGAAUAAUAUAUAAAUAUCUAGAUAUAUAUAUAUCUAUAUAUAUCUAUAUAUAUGAAAAAAACAAGUCAUUAAACUGAGUUUGGAUUUUUAAGCACACGCAUUAGACUGUGGUGGUUUGAUUGUUUGAGGAAAGAAGAGGUUGCGCUUGAAGUUUUUCCCAUUGAUUGCUUGAUUCCACUGAGACCGCAACAAGGUUGUGAAGACGGACAAGAACAAUUUCAGAAAAACAGCAAUUUAAAAUUGAUUCGACAGUUUCUUUUUGUUUGUUUUUUACCUUUUCAUCCAAAACUAGGCAAAGCAGUGGAUCCCCGGUGGGGUUGAGGCGGGUCUGGGUGACUCAGCAGAGCAGUACGGCAGUGAGAAUGAUGUAACACUGGUUGUACUCUGAGCUCUCGCUAUGCAUGGUAUUGUGACAUGCAUUAGCAGGAAACAAAUGUGCCUAAAAUAUCCUGUCUGCUUUCAGAACGGACAAGCGGCAGCGUACGGUUAAAGAACGUUGGGGACGAAGGAAACAUGGCAACACACACCUGAACAGAAGUGAAUGUAUCUAACGAGGCACCACAUCCUUCUUACCUGUUGAUUUCUGAUGUUAAUGAUCAGUAGGAGUUGUCAUGACAAGUAGGCAACAGGAUUCACUCGGCAAAUUCCAUUCAAAUGAAUGAGAAUAGAUUCUAACCAAAACAUAGAUAUGGAGGAAACAAUAUGACUUGUCAAACAUGCUUAUUCGCAGUGAUCUGGCCUAAUUUGUUUGUCUUUAAACUGUAAAAAAAUGUGUUCUGACUUUUAUGCUAAAGAAUGAAUGAAAUCAUUCAAUAUACAAAAUGAUGAAAGUGCUAACAUCUCAGCAGGAGCUAAAGGGAACUCCUCAGGCAGUUGUGUUCAACAAACAACCGCCUUUGGAAAUUGAUAUAAUGUGAGCCUGAAACAACAAAGCAGCUAUAAAUGGCAGUAAUAAAACAUUUAUAUGAUUUAAAGGGCUCAUGCUGCAAAAUUGUAGAGCGACAAUAAACCAAUUAAUUAAAACGUGUAAGCAUCAAUCUAAUUCACAAAUUAAGACGCUGUUUAGUUUUUACUGAUUUUUCAAAUGCAGAUGAAAGAAAGUCUAGACGUGUUUUACCCCUCUCCUGGGGACAUACAUCUGAUUACACAGUUGCAUUGUGGGGACUCACCUUCCCAAAUGGGGAACAUUCAUGUCCCCAAAGUACAGUUCAGUACAUGUUAGGAUUAGGCUGGUAGCGGGUACGGUUAGGGUUACGGUAAGUCUCCAGGAAAUGAAUGUAAGUCGAGAUAAUGUCCCCAAAAGUCAUGAAAACACAAUAGUAUGUUAUGUUUGUGCGUGUGCGUGUGUGUAUCUAUCUGUGCGUUGUGUGUGUGGGCUGCACACCGCUCCUGUUGAAAUAAAGACCUGUUCUGGUAAUAACAGUAUCUCCCUGUCAGGGAUAAGUGUUACUGACAACAAUUACACAGGUACUCUUGAAAAUCAGCUUGGGGAUUCAAAUUAGCAUCAUCAACAACUAGCAAAACGGAGCUUCAUUAUGUAAAUAUGCUGAAUUUCAACAUUAUCUGCCGCUCACUUUACAACAGUAAAUACCAUUAUAACACAACACAACGUAAUAGAAUGAUAGCAUGAAUUGUGGACCUAAUUUAUCUGCAAGAUUUCAGUAUUCUACACACAUUCUGUCAUUGGCUUUUUAGUUCUUAUAAUAUUCUCAGUCUGCACAGGCAGCCAUGCAUAUAGUAAUACAAUUUCAUACUUGCUCAGACAAAUAAUAAAAGCUUAAAAAUUCAAACGUA
Molecule: messenger RNA, 10423 nt
Organism: Anarrhichthys ocellatus (wolf-eel)
Lineage: Eukaryota; Metazoa; Chordata; Actinopteri; Perciformes; Anarhichadidae
Gene: cacna1g
Product: calcium channel, voltage-dependent, T type, alpha 1G subunit
Exons: 40
Coding region: 176-7921 (2581 amino acids)
Biological process (GO): calcium ion import across plasma membrane
Cellular component (GO): voltage-gated calcium channel complex; membrane
Molecular function (GO): high voltage-gated calcium channel activity
Source: RefSeq, a predicted model, not a curated record